AUGGCUUCCGAUUUUGAGCCCCCGUUCUUCAUGCCUUUCGUCUUGUCUUUCCCUUCGACACAUGGACGCAAACCCAUGUCGAUACCUGAUACAACGCAGUUCUCUGGUGUAACACAAACACUCUUCGGAGUACCCUGCGCUACCCCUGACGAACCAUUUUACGUGGGGACAUACAAUGAGCUUUACCUUCUUCGCCUCAUGGUGCCUGAUAGUCGUCGGAGUUCAGUUCCGAACAAAGUGCUCGCCCGGAUCUCUCGAGAUGAUAAGGCGAGGUCUGACAUGAGUAUAGAGUCCGAGAUAGCUACGAUGGUAUUCGUCAAAUCGAGGACCAAAAUACCAGUUCCUACCGUUUAUGGCUAUUGUCCCACCCGCGAUAAUGUCAUUGGCCAGCCAUUCUCGAUAUUAUCAUUCACAGAAGGGGCAGAUAUGAGCAGUCCCGCUUGGGAAAAUUUGCCCACACAAGUCAAGCUGAAUGCUAUUCGGGAUUUUGCCCACGUCGUGCUCGAACUUUACAGACUCAGAUUCGACCGAAUAGCUUCCAUCUAUUUCAAGAAAGGCGCUUCUCCUCCGCAUUGUUACGAACUCGGUGAAGUGGCGUGGUGUAAACGCGAAUCCGCAGCACGAGGAGAGAGUGAUAGGGGACCGUGGAAGUCGUCCGGAGAGUGGUUGAGGGCGGCAUUAAAUGAUGAGAUCCAGUCGGUGCAAAAGUUCCCAGAGGUUAUCGGGAAUGCCUAUAGCUUCGAGGCGGAUGAUUGGAGGAAGUGGGAUCUCGCUCAGAGGAUACUUCCGCAGAUGCUAGAGAGGGUCGGAGACGUGAUUGAGGAUGGUCUCGAUCGGUUUGGUGCUGGUCCCUUUGUCCUUUCCCAUAUGGAUCUCACACCACGUAACAUCAUCGUCGCUACAGAGGGUGUCCACGUAGGAAAGAUUACGGGUGUGAUUGACUGGGAGAUGGCGGCCACAACGCCUAUAUGGGCUCUCGUCUGCUAUCCUUUAUGGUUUGAUCACUUGGGCCUCACCAACGCCAGGCCUAGAGAUCCUGGAGAGGCACAGUUGUUCAAGGACACCUAUCUACGGGAGAUACAGAGGAGUACCGCACCUUCGGAGUCCGACAUUCUCGUAGUAAUACAAAACGCGAGAGCUGAGAGGAGACGGCGAUUUGCGGAGGUUGCUCUACUUCCAUGGCCCAGGGUGGAUGCAAUGCUCGCUUGGAUGGAACAAUAUCCACCUGCAGGUGAAACCGGAGCCUUUUGA
Molecule: messenger RNA, 1251 nt
Organism: Marasmius oreades (fairy-ring Marasmius)
Lineage: Eukaryota; Fungi; Basidiomycota; Agaricomycetes; Agaricales; Marasmiaceae
Exons: 5
Coding region: 1-1251 (416 amino acids)
Source: RefSeq, a predicted model, not a curated record